Molecule: messenger RNA, 393 nt
Organism: Clunio marinus
Lineage: Eukaryota; Metazoa; Arthropoda; Insecta; Diptera; Chironomidae
Source: the annotation of a GenBank genome assembly
UUCAUUUUAUUUGAUAAACAAAGAUUUCAAAUAAAAAAAUGAUAAUUAAGUUUCGACCGAAUCUUUUCUUUCACUUUCGAAUUUUAUACGAAUUUUUUUAGAAAUUAAGGGGAUGUGAAAGGGAGAGAAGAAAAACUUGUGUACAAGUGAAGAAACUCACUGGAAUGGAUUCCCUUCAGAUGUCUUUUGAACUGCUGAAACAACAGCUUUAUAGACUCUAAAUGAUAUCGUCCCAGCCAGAACUGCAAGUGACAUGUAUGCGAUAACACUGAUUAGCGAGAACAUCGACAUAGCCACAAGGAUCGCCAAGACAGGCACGAAAACAGCUGCGGAUUUUUUAACAUCGCGCCAGUAAAUCAACGAUUCAACUAAAAGAAAAAAAAAUAAAAAUGA